Messenger RNA from Penicillium cosmopolitanum, 894 nucleotides. RefSeq names its product PaaI family thioesterase. Bases 1 to 894 code for a protein of 297 amino acids. The record is from RefSeq and is a predicted model, not a curated record. Lineage: Eukaryota; Fungi; Ascomycota; Eurotiomycetes; Eurotiales; Aspergillaceae. The transcript is spliced from 2 exons.
AUGAAUUCUCCUCGGAUACUGCAGUUGCCACGGCGCAUCCCCUCGACUCGCGCAUUCGUUUCCCCCCGAUCCUCACUACGAACCCUGAGCACUGGCGCACAACAGACUACCUCGGCCCCAUCAUCACCAUGGACACGGCGACUUAUCUAUGUCGGGAUAUUCGGAGGUCUGGGCAUUGGAGUUGGGAAAUUAAUAGGGCAAAGGAUCGCGCCACCACCAGUCCCAGGGUCUCCCGAGGACCAGAAGCAGCUCGAGAAACUCGAACGGGCCUAUGAAAUCGGACUCCCGAUCGUGAAGCAAUUACGAGACGACCCGGAUUAUGUCGAAUCAGGCGUAUACGAAUACUUUUCGGACGAACAAAAAGCCCAUCGUCUGACCUCUGGACCCUUGGCUGGGAGCAGGGGAUUGGGACUACAGUCCCUCUUUUUCCCGAAUGACUUGCAACUGCCGAAGCUGUUAAAUGCCGAACCUCGGGAUCCCGUCUACAAUGUACUAACCCGUUUCGUGAACCGACAGAAAGUAUUCUGGAACGACAAGGAUCAGAAGAUCGUUAGCGUCGUGGCAUUUGGCUCCGGCAUCGAAGGAUGGCCAACUAUGGUGCAUGGCGGUGCACUUGGCACCGUACUUGAUGAGAAUCUCGGACGUGCUGCGAUACGACGUUUCCCGGCCCGUACUGGUGUCACUGCGAACCUCAACAUAAACUACCGCGCGCCCGUCUACUCGGAUAACUUCUACUCCCUGCAUACAACCCUGGACCAAGAACGAAGCACGGACCGCAAGGCUUAUGCCAAGUGUGAGCUUCGUGAUAUGACAGGGCGCGUGUGUGUGGAGGCGUCUGGCCUUUUCGUUGUUCCUAAGAAGCUCCGGCUGCGAACGAUUGGAGAGACCUUUUGA